GGUCCGGCCACUGGUCACUUGUUCGGAGCUCAGGCGACUCGUCUGGCGCAUCUCAACACCAAGACACACAAUGACACGGUCUCAGUAGAGAAGCAUCACCAUGUUCUCUUCUUCAGGGAGUGGGAAGAAGCCCUCGCAACAGACCGCUCAGAUUCUGCCUCGCCGUUUUGGAAGCCGCCCCCACGCGAGAACGCACCGAAAAGAACCGGUCGCGACUCUAACUUGGUUGUCGGAGCAGCCUACUCUCAUGCCGAUAUCCUCAAGUUCGAUUCACUCAAUUUGUCCAGCUCCUCCUCCAGACCGAAGACUCCUCCUACCUCACACUCCGCCAAAGGCCGGCCUAGCGAUGUCUCUCCUCCCUCACGCCCUCAGUCGGGUCUUUCGUCCCCUCCGAUCAAAAGCUACAUCAAUUUCCUCUCCACCACCAACGAUGACUGGAAAGCGGACGAAGACGAGGAAGACAUGAUGGGAUACGAGGACGAUGAUGGUGACGACUUUGGCUUGCCGAGUUUGUCCAACAUGAAGCGUCGAACGCGCAAGAAAGCGGCACAAAACAGGCCAGAUCCAAACGGCGGCCUAUCGCCCAUGAACGACUCUUUCGGUCUGGGGCUACACACACGGAGAUACUCGAAUAGCGCGGACAUUGCCAUCGAAAGGCCUGCACCAACCUAUCCAAUGCCAAAAAAAAGCGAGGGAAAGAUCUUGCGCCCACAGUAUAAGGAGAUUUUGAGGGGUAAGCGCUGUCGCGUGAUGUUCGAAUGGACCGUGCUGACUGCGACAGAUCCGGCGAACGCACUGCACCUAAUCGACCACCCUAUAAUACCCGACGGCGCAACGCCGAAAGAGAUUGACGCUGCCAACUCACGAAUCACCCGUAUCAACAAGUUCAAGAAGAUCCUGCAGGCUUCAACAAUACCGCUGCAGGAACUUCGGCAACUUGCUUGGUCCGGCGUUCCCCAGGAGGUUCGUGCUAUGACAUGGCAACUCCUCUUGAGUUACCUGCCGACAAACAGCGAGAGAAGAGUCGCAACUCUAGAGAGAAAACGAAAGGAGUAUCUUGAUGGAGUUCGUCAGGCUUUCGAACGCGGCAGUAGUGGGGGAAGUGGCACUACCACCGCACCACCCGGGAAAGCGAGAGGGCUGGACGAGGCAAUCUGGCACCAGAUCAGUAUUGACGUGCCAAGAACGAACCCUCACAUUGAACUCUACUCGUACGAAGCGACCCAAAGGUCCCUGGAACGUAUUCUCUACCUAUGGGCCGUGCGACAUCCUGCCAGCGGGUAUGUACAAGGUAUCAAUGACUUGGUAACGCCUUUUUGGCAGGUGUUCCUGAGCACGUAUGUCGCAGACUCUGAUAUUGAAUCGGGCAUGGAUCCCGGUCAGCUGCCAAAAUCAGUUCUGGACGCUGUCGAGGCAGAUUCGUUUUGGUGUUUGACAAAGUUACUGGACGGUAUACAAGAUCACUAUAUUGUGGCUCAACCAGGCAUCCAGCGGCAAGUUACUGCCCUCCGCGAUCUCACCGCAAGGAUCGAUGCGGGGCUAGCGAAACAUCUCGAAAAGGAGCACGUCGAAUUCAUUCAGUUUAGUUUUCGAUGGAUGAACUGUCUCUUGAUGAGAGAGAUAAGUGUAAGGAAUACGAUUAGGAUGUGGGACACUUACUUGGCCGAGGAACAAGGCUUUUCGGAGUUCCACUUGUAUGUUUGCGCGGCUUUCUUGGUCAAGUGGUCAGAUAAGCUUGUGAAGAUGGAUUUCCAGGAAAUAAUGAUGUUUUUGCAGAGCUUGCCAACAAAAUCUUGGACAGAGAAGGACAUUGAACUGUUACUGAGCGAGGCUUUCAUCUGGCAGAGCCUUUUCAAAGGCUCGUCGGCGCACUUGAGAGGACAGCCAAGUCGCACACCCUCAGCAAACAUGCAGCUAUAG
Messenger RNA from Colletotrichum orchidophilum, 1920 nucleotides. Its product is annotated as GTPase-activating protein gyp1. The annotation marks the transcript as partial. Lineage: Eukaryota; Fungi; Ascomycota; Sordariomycetes; Glomerellales; Glomerellaceae. The transcript has 5 exons. Gene Ontology annotation, cellular component: Golgi apparatus. The record is from RefSeq and is a predicted model, not a curated record. Gene Ontology annotation, biological process: activation of GTPase activity. Gene Ontology annotation, molecular function: GTPase activator activity.